Paramecium tetraurelia is the source of this 513-nucleotide messenger RNA. RefSeq lists its product as uncharacterized. NCBI's taxonomy places the organism in Eukaryota, Ciliophora, Oligohymenophorea, Peniculida, Parameciidae. The record is from RefSeq and is a predicted model, not a curated record. The transcript has a single exon.
AUGUUCUGCUUAAUGAAAUUUCUUCCAAGAUCUUGGAUAUUUUCUGAAUUGAUGAUACUGUAAUAUAGAAGCAAAGCAGAGAAUGAGAAGAAUAUUUUAUCAUUAAUUAUUUAAUAAAUGCGAAAAUCCUAGAAAAUGCCCUCCUAAUAAUAAAUCAAGAAUAUUAUCACACCAACAGGGAGUUCACAAAUAACCUACAGUCCUGAGUUAUCUCCGAUCAAUAAACCACAAAAAUAAAUGACUCGAAAGACAUCCAUGAUUGAAUUGCAUAGAGUAGAAAGUGAAGCUAUUAGAGUCAGACCUCAAAGGGUGCUAUAAAUCAUUAAAGAUGCAAAGCAAUAAUUAUUCUCUUAAUAAAAUCCUCGAAAUGAAAAAAAACUUAAGCCAAGAGUGGAAACAUCUGAAGGGUAAAAUAGAGGACUAGAUUUUACAUUUGCAUAGAAUUUCUCAAACAAGUAAAUUAUUAUGAAAGAAUUCUCCUCGAAUGGUCUCAGAAAAAAAUUCUUUAUAUGA